This is a messenger RNA of Petromyzon marinus (sea lamprey), 6016 nucleotides long. The record is from RefSeq and is a predicted model, not a curated record. Lineage: Eukaryota; Metazoa; Chordata; Hyperoartia; Petromyzontiformes; Petromyzontidae.
AUGUCCGUCUGCGACUCCUUCACGGAGCAUGCCUGGAUCAAAGGGAAGUGCCAGGACUGCUUCAGGCCUCUGGACCAGCACAGAGGAGGGCCCGCGAACCAGGCGGCCGGCGGCGGCUACGCGGCUCCGGCGAACGCGGAGAAGACGAGACCUCCCGUGGCCAAAAAGCCGGCGUCCUUCAGAGCCCCGGCGGUGCCGGCUCAGGUGGGGAACGGCGACGGAGAGAACGGCAACAAUAACGACAACGACGUGUUCGUUGACGCGGCGGUGCUUGCAAACCAGCACCUGGCCGUGGGAGACGCUGCGGGGGGCUGCGACAACAGCUCGCUGGCGCUGUUCCUCAACCGCAUCAGGAGCCGCUACCACCGAUCGGCGGAGCGCGGCGCGGCGGCCGCGCAUGGCUGCCUGGCGAGCGAUCGGAAGGUCUGGCGGCCGAGAAAGCGCGUCCGCCUGGGCGAAGGGGGCCCCGAGGUGAUCAGCCACGAGGGAGGCCUCUUCUGCUACGCCGACUCGGAGGCCUCAUCCGGGUCGCCCGAGGAGGCCGCCGGAACGGGAGGCGUCGCGGCGGCGAGAGAGGAAGGCCGGGAGAGCUGGGACGAGAGCGACGAGGAGCUUCUGGCCAUCGAGAUGAGGAUGCGGGACCGCUCGCGCUUCGCCGAGCUCAGGCCCAACAGCCUCUCACCCGUCCACUUUGGGAGACACGGCGGCCGUACCGUGCGGCCCCGGAACCCCGUCCUCCGGCGCAACCGCCCGCACGAGCGCGACGACCGCCUGGAGGCUGAGCGCGACGCGGCCGGCGGCGCCGACGCGAAGCUCGACCCCUCGGAGGGCAAGGCCUCCUACAUGAGCAGCUCCGAAGACCUGGAGACGCCGUCGCCCGUGAGCGCGGGGGCGCUCUGCUCUCGCCAGGAGUCGACGUCGCAGGGCCUGGACUCGCAGGGCAACACGAGCGUGAGCAGCGACGACGGCAACGUCGCCGACGCCGAGGCCGAGUUGUGCGACGCGAGCGAGCGCUCCGACGCGGAGGACGCCGCCGAGAGCCGACGCCGCCAAGGGCCGCGGAAAUCGACGCCUUCCGAGACCGACUCGGAGAACGCGACGGCAGAGCCGGGGUGCGCCGUACCGGCAGGCGACAAGAGGACGUUUGAGACUCGCGUCUCCAUGUCGCUCAGGGCCAACGAGAGGAACGUGAAACCGUGUCGGGUGGUGAACCUGUACCCGGCGCCCGCCGCGUGCGACUCGGGUCCAAGGCCAGACGAGGUUUCCGCGAAGCCGCGACAGGCCGAGCCGAUGGAGGGGCGCGAGCAGCCGCAUCGACCGCAGCGGCAGCAGCAGCACCACGCGGAGCUCCGGUGCGGUGCUCAGCUCGACGUCGGCGCCACGAAGUCCGCGGCGGCGGCGCAGGAACCGUUAACCACGGGGGAGAAGCGGCUCAAUCACGCCGCCAACCUCCUGUUCACGCUGAGCGCCGUGCCCCACACGCCCGUGUACGCCCAGAGCACGAGGAGUAAAAUGUUCAUUCCUCCCUCGACCGCUCACGAGGAAAACAACAACAACAACUACUGCGUGAUUCCCGCUCCGCCAACGUCGGAGACUCAGGCGUCGCGCCCCCAGCGCAAGGACUCCCCCGGAGAGCGCCCGGGUCGCGAGCAUGCGCAGCCGCACGGGAGGCUCGGGGGCGGCGGGAAUGCCUCCCCCGCGAUCUUCGUUCCGAACGCCGCUUCGCCACGGAUCAGCGGCCCUGCCGUGAAAACCACGACGGCCGCGACGCCAUCAGGGCUCUGCCAGGGCUCCCCGCCGAAACACAAAACGUUUUUGUACGUCGAGGGAGCGGGAGGAGACCCGCGGAAAACGUCCCGCGGCUCUGUGACCGUUAGUGAAAGGAUCGAGAGGUCGGAGGAGGGACUGCUCAACGCAAACGCCGCCCUGCAUCACGCGGAGGACAGGGGAGACGCCAGCGCCGCGCUGUCUCAGCUCGUCGCUUCUAUAAAACCUCCCAACCUACCUCCCGAAUUGCCGAAGAAACGGUUCAAAGGCCGGAUCGCAGGCGACGAGGCCAAACUCGAGGUGCCGCCGCCCCCGCAGUAUUGCGACCUGAAGGGGGACGUCUCCUCGGACGGCCGGGCCGCAGGGAGCGACGAACGCCACGCCUCCCGGGAGGCCGCGCUCGUUGGGACGUCUCCCGCUGGCUUCGUGGAUCCCGACGCCGCGGACGAAAAGCUGCAGCCGCCCCUCUUGAGACAAGGGGGCGUCGUGGCACCGGGGCCCUCUGCCGGUGGCCGGCCGCCGGCCACCCCCCCGCGGACGUCGCCGAAGUCCCGGAGGGAGGCAGACGGCGGGGCCGACGCGCCGCCCCGGCCGCCCCCCCCGCACGAGUUCGUCCUCGGGGCUUCGCCCCGAGCCGCCGCCUCUCCUCCCCAAGUCGAGCACGAGCCGGACCCCUUCGCCUGGGCCCGCAACGGAGACCGGCGACAUUCCCGGCGCUCCCGCGCCAUCACCGCGGCAACGGCAGAGCGUGCAGCGCAACAGGACGGGCGGCCGAAGAGCGGUGAUCGCCGGAACGGCGAUGCUCCUCAAUGUGAAAACGAGCGACCCGACCCGGAGCGGCCAAGCGGCGGUGUCGUCGUCGAGCUCGACACCAGCGAGAGGCCCGCGGCCGCCCUGCUCUACAAGCAGGACUACCCGCGAUUCAUCAACCCCGCCCUCGGAAAUGGCCCUGGGGCAGCCCAGAACUCGAGCAGGUCUCCAAAAUCCAAAAAGUCUUCUGGCUCGGUCAGCGAAGAACCGGAGCCGCGACCGAGAAAGCGGUCGGUGGGCGCCGAGCGAGGCGAGAAGAAGACCCUGGCCCUCGGAGUCGCGAGGCAGACGGCGGCCAAGCGGCCUCCCGCGCAGGCCGGGGCGCCAAUCCCGGCGAGCGAGAGCAGCGUCGACCCGGAAGACGUCCACAUGGACAAGAAGUCCGUCGUGAUUGCGCCGAGCCAGCCGGCGAUGGGAAACCACGCCCGCGGGGAUCGCCCGGCGAGGAGGGAGACGCCGCCGACGACGGAGACCGAGACGGCGCCGGAGUCGCAGGACGUGCCGCCGACACCGUCGCGCGAAGCGUCGCCGCGCUCGCCUGCGCCGCGGCCUCCCGGCGGCCCCCUCGCUGCCGUCUACGGCAACGUCGGUCGGCUCCGGGCCGGAAUGGCCCCGGAGAAACACCCGCGUCCCCUGCGGGAGGCCUCCGAGGACGCCAUCGCGUUCGAGGGCCCGGCCGACGCGGACGGCCGGGCCGCCACCCCGGAGUCGGUCCCCCCGCCCCCCCUCCCCGCCAAGAGGAGCGGCAGCCGCGCCGGCUCCUCCGCGUCGGCGUCGCCGAGCGGGUUCGAGGCCGGGCCCGACGCGGCCGCCCCCCACGACCGGCGCGAGACGAAGGGCGAGGAAGGUGAGGGGCACGAGGUGGCGCGGGCGCAGCAGCAGCAGCAGCAGCAGGGCUUGAGCCACACGGACCCGCUGGGCCGCCGCGUGCCCAGGAAGGACAGGGGUGGGGGCGCGCAGCAGGGCCCGCGGCAGCAGCAGCUGUUCAAGUCGCACAGCGUGGAGUGCUCCCCGGUGCACGCGGCCUUCUCCGGCGACGCGACUCCCGAGCGCGGCGCGUCGCCGGCGUCGCGCGGGCGGCGGCUGCCGCACUCCCUCAAGUCGACGUCGCAGGACUCGAUUCCCGAGAGCGACGACUCGCUCGCGGACAGCGACGGCUCCCCGUUCCCCGCUCCGGCUCUCGACGCGGCCUACGACGGCCGCGGGCCGCGGCAGCAGCACCCGCGGCAGCCUGGCUCGAAACCCGGCGCGGCCGACGGGAGGGGCGAGGCGGUCGCGCCGGUCGGCGGCGUCUACCGCAACAUCGAGAGCUCGGAGGCGGUGUCGGCGCGCAUCCUGAGCCUGCAGGCCGAGGCCACGCGCCGCCUCGCCGCAAAGUGCGAGGAGGUGUUUAUGCGCGGGUGCGCGGCACGCGUGGGGCUGCGCGAGGAGAGCUGGCCCGACUUCAAGCUGCGCAGCAACAAGCCGUGCUGCGAGGCCGGCGACGGCACCUACUACGCCGCCACGUACGCCAAGGACCCCAACCACGCCUACGCCAUCAAGGUGUGCAAGGGCCGCGCCGACGCUUCGCGGCGGCAGCUGCAGCAGCAGAGCGCGACGGUGACGCGCGGCGUGCCGGUGCACUACAACAUCCAGCAGGAGUGCGGCCACUUCGUCGCCGAGGUGCCGCCCUCACUGCUGCCGCACGGCGAAGACGCCGACGGCGCCGACCCCGGCCGCCUGGUGGUGAUCACGCGCGAGGCGCCGCACCGGACGCUGGCCGACCUGGUGAGGACCUCGGCGGAGGAGCACCGCGCCGAGCCCGAGCGCUACGAGCGCCUCGCGAGCCUGCUGCUGCUGCAGUUGUGCGCGGCGCUCGAGCACCUCAAGAUGCACGGCGUCACGCACUGCGGCCUGCGCCUCGAGAACCUGCUGCUGGCGCACAGCGGCCGGCCCGGCGACCCCACGCCUCGCCUCGUCCUCAGCAACUUCCUGCAGGCCAAGCAGCAGCAGCAGCCCAAGAACCGGGCUCACCACGACCAGGGCAAGACCGGCGCCAGCCCGCUUGGUGGGUCGGCGCCGCCGGAGCAACUGCGCCUGGCUCCGGAGCUGCUGUCGGCGGCGCAGUACCGCAAGCUGGACGAGUUCCAGACCGGCAUCCUCAUCUACGAGAUGCUGCACCUGCCCAACCCGUUCGAGGACGACCCCGGCCUGCGCGCGUCCGGCUACUCCACCGACGACUUGCCGCCCUUCCUGCGCCUGUCCUGCUACUCGACCGGGCUGCAGCGCCUCGCCUUCCAGCUGCUGCAGCCGGACCCCGCGUCGCGCCUGCCCAUCGCGGAGGCUCGCGUCGCGCUGCAGCUGCUGGCGUGGGGGCCCCAGGCCGAGCACCUGACGCGGGAGCUGGGCGGCCCCCGGCCCGACGGCCGCCGGCUGCAGGAGGUGCUGCGGAACUGGCUGGACGUGCGGCGCGCCCUCCUCAUGGUGGUCUUCGCGGAGAAGGCGCUGGCGCAGGACGGGCCGGAGGGUGGCGGCGUGAAUCUGGAGGACUGGCUCCGCUGCCAGUUUUUCGCCUUCGCGACGGUCAAUUGCAUGGCCCGCGCGGUGGAGCUGCUGCGGCUGUGCUAGGUUCGCUUUCGGUAAAGAAGCGGUUAUUUUUUGAGGGUGUGGGUGGGUGGUGAAAUUUAUUUCUAUUUUGUAUGAAGCUGCCGUGCUUAGUAAAUGCAGUGGAAAAUGGAAUUGUUUUACAUUUGAAGUUCGAAGAUAUGAUUGUAAUAAAGUACUCUUUUUAUCUAUGAACAUUUAAUCCUCAUCAACCGUCACUGGCGUUACAAACUCGAUGACGUCCCGAUGACGCGCACCGCGAAACUCGUCACGUCGGAGGGCGGAGGUCAACCGUCGUCUUGCGGUGCCGCCCGGCGCCCGCGAUCGUCUCGGCGAGACACCUCCCGGCACUCGCCGUCGGCUCCGUCGCAGGAAUCAUCGUGGGAGAUGGCGGCUUCACAUUCGGUCGCGUAAUUAUUGUCUGUUAUUUAUGGACACGGCUGGCUCCCGGUGAGAGCGGUCCUCUCACUGGGAGUGCGCUCGUUUCCUCCUGCUCCUCCGCCUGAGUUGUGUUGCUUCAUCCUCAUCGUAACCGUGAGGGUAUAGGCUGGCUGUUGGCCGGCUAUUGAUCAAUGACAGCUUCUGUCUUGUCAAAAAAAAACUUGACGAAUACUUUGCACUAUUUUGUACAAUAUUUGAGAUUUUGUAAAUGUUAUUUAAAUAAUAAUCUUUAUUUUGUAGGCACUGAUUUGCCAUUGGGGUCUUGCCACUGAUAAAACGCAUCUACUGUCCCGUGUCGUGGCAGGGAAUGUGCAGCCCCACGGCGCUGUCCCUGGCUCCAGCGUCGCCGUGUCCGUCUCGCGCGACCCCGUAACGUUUGCUUCGAUUUUCCCAGAGUAAAGUCCGGCGUAUAUCA